AUGGCCCCGAACGAACGAGAAGGCCAUUCAGACCGCGAACUGGUCCUCAAGAGCCAUCGACACCACAACUCCAUCUCAGAAGCCGGCCGCCUCCAUAUCCCUAUGUGGGAUAGCGCCGACCCGGAGAGAGCACCUCCACCUCUACCGUUGAAUCCAGGCUCUAACAGCCCCGCAACACGGGCAAAUGCUUCCGCAUCAAUUCAGGCUGCUGCUGCUGCCCUGGUAGAGAAAAGUUAUGAAAACACGCCGAGUUCAUACACAGUGAACCCAAUGCCGCUCAAACCUUCACCCGAAAAAUCUCUUGUGAAGGGACAAUAUCACAAGCGGAUGCAAUCCUUGCAGAACACAACGACAAAUAGCCGAGAAUUCGCUUCCUAUCUUGAGAGGAGGUCGCCAGAGAAGGCACAUCGCGUCGGUGUCUAUGAACCGGAGAAUAAAACCCCAGAAAAAAGGCAAAGUCGAGCAAGUACAUCUACUCCACCCGGACGUGAAUCGCCAACUCAUCGCCCAUCGAGCCGUUAUUUAUCCAAGCCCAUUCUCGGUGAGAAUACGCCGCCAUCUGCCACCAUGCUUGCGCUUCAAAAUAUGCAAAUCCCGAUCGAAAUCGAUUUACCAGCAAGCGUCCUCUCCAGCAGCACAAACCAAGCUCCAAAACAACAACAUCAACAGCAUCAACAACAUCAACAGCACCAGCAGCACCAGCAGCACCAGCAGCAUCCGCAGAGUAUCGAAGCCCUCUCCGCUCAGAUUAUCAGUUUGACUAGCAUUGCAACGUCGUUGCAGCAGGAAAUGGCACAACUAAGUCGCAGGAGCAAGGAUAAUGCUACCGAUCUUGUCAGCCUUAAAGCUGCAACUAAUGCACGAGAUGAGGACAUUCGAAAAAGCCUAAAAGAGCUGGCUACAAAUUUGUCGUCUAAACUUCUCGAAGCAGAAUCUAGUGUCCGCUCAUAUGCGCAACCUGGGAGCAGCCCGUUUAUGAUCGAAAAUAAAGAUACCUCUCCAUGCUCCAGGAAGAGCUACACACUUCCACGCAUUCCAAGUCCCAGCAGUUUCGCUGCAGCCAUGGAACGAGAGUUGGCAGGGUCACCAGCAAUCUCCACAGAUGGCUCCGCGAGCAUAGCGCUCCUGGAAAAGGUCCUAAGAGAAAUGGCGACAAAGGAAGGCCAGGAACAGCUACUUCAACUUGUCGAAGGGAUGAAGUCCAAUCCUGCCGACAAAAAUACAGAUGGCCCAAUGCUCAAAAUGUUGGAGGAAAUUUUGAAUGUGGUUAAAGAAAGUCCAAACAGCCGUGCCCUUGUACGGUCGAAAGCGACCGGUAGUACUCCGUUUGAUGGCUCCGGUGAAGUAUCUGGCCAGUUUGCGAAUACCCAUGAUAGAGGCGGUUCACCCCAACCGCCGAACGCUUUAGCAGAAGACGUGCUCGCUAUCCUCAAACGUGUCAAAGCCAGCGUAACAGAAGGCGGAGGAAUUACGAAUGAGGUUAAAGCACUCGUUCGCGAGUUACGGGGUGAGGUCCUAGGGAUGGGAAGGGACAUUGCACGUAAACUCGAAGAAGCUGAAGCAAGACGAGAUUCAAAUGACGACGGGCCAGCCUUUCCUAGUAAGGAAGAGAUUGAACAAAUCGUUGAAGGCGGGCUCGUGGAAUUAAGGCAGCAAAUGCAGCAGGUGAUUCACGAAAGUCAGCAUCGACCAACACCACCUCCGGUGCAGUGCAGUCUUGAUAACCAAGUAAUUUAUUCCACUUUGCAAAGAGCUCUCGAAGAGAGCCCUCUUGCAAAUCGGCCGCCUCCAGAGCCUGCGAAAAAUGGAAUAGAGCGAGAUGAAAUCCUGGAGGCUGUGCGGGAGGCUUGGGAGACAUAUAAACCAGAAAUUGAACUUCAAAAUUUUGGUUUAGAACGAGACGAAAUUUUGGAAUGUCUGGCUGAGGGGUUGAAGGAAUACCAACCUCAGAAAAACGAUUUCGAAUCCGGAGCCACCUACGAGCAAGUGGUCGAGGCGAUCAACCAAGGCUUGCAGAAUUUCGACCCUCCCCGCGUGGAGCCGGACGUUUCUUCGAUUCGUGAUGACCUCGUAAACGCCGCUUUAUCCCGUGAAGAUGUCAUGAACGCUGUUAGAGAAGGGUUCGAAAGCCAUGAACCAGCCCAGAAAGAACCGGAAAUCAGCCGCGACGAAGUGUUUGAGGCUGUUAGGGCUGGCUUCCAUGAUGCUUCUAAUUCGCUCGGUGAUACUUUUGGCGGGCAAGUAGUGGAACACUUUCAUGGAGUGGUCGCUGAAAUGAGAGAUGAAUUUAAAGAAUAUUCGGCAGCAAGCGGCAGGGAUACAGAGCAGGUUCUUGACGCAAUCAAGGAUGGGCUGGAAGCAUUGCGGGGAGAAAUAGAGUCAUAUGUUGACCGGGCGGCUGAUGUUACAGGCAAAGACGAGAUAAUCGACACGAAAGAGUUUGAACAUCUGCGUCAAACGCUGAGCAACCUACUCAUCCGGAGUAACGUCUCGAACGACAAGGAUGAGAUUCUCGAUGCGAUCCGCGACAUCACUGAAAGCGACGGCUUUAAAAAUGGCAACUCUGAAGUCUCAGAAAUGCUCAAAGAAGAGUUUGGACAUUUACGCGAGACCUUGAGUAUGGCCAUUGUGAAGUCCAAUCCAACAACUGAGAAAGAAGAAAUCAUAUCAGCGCUCAGGGAAAGUUUCGAAGCGCUUCUUGAUGAAUAUAGUCGCAAGCGAGACAAUGAAAGUGUUCUCUCAAACACCAGUGAACUUCUCGACGCGUUCCAUGAUGGUGUUGACGCUCUCCGUUCCGAUAUGGACAAGAUCCUGAACAAAGCGCCGGAUACAAAUGUGAAUGAUGAACUACUGCAUACACUUAAGGAGGGCCUCGCGAGCGUCAAGGCUGAGAUUGAGCAGCUCCGUGAUUUCCAGAGAGAAGCCGACGAGUCGCAUGCUACACGUGGCAAAGAAUUGAUGCUAGCGAACGAAUCAUCCAUUGGAGCAGAUAUCGAAAGCUUGAAGGUUCUGGUCACCCAAUUGCAAAUUAAAGUAGAAUCGAUUGAACCGGUACCUGAAAUUCCCGAAAUCGACCCAAACAUCGCCAAAAAGGAGGAUCUGGAGGAAAUGCUAGACGCAAUCAAAGCAAUGCAAGGCCUGGUUUCCGAGAUCGGCUCUCGAGAGAAUCCAAUGGAAGGUACAGCAAUGAAAGAAGAUGUUGAAGCAGUCGGCUUGCUCGUCGAUAACAUCAAAGCACGCCUCGAUGAGCUAUCCGCUUCGACCAACGCUAGCUUUGUCACCGCUGAACGAGUGGAGGGUUUAGAAGUACUGACUAAGGAGAUGAAGGACCUUAUCAGUGGCUUUGUUGCUCAUGUGGAAACAGAGGCGCCAACCAAAGGUGAUGUUUCGAACCUCGAGACCGUCCUUAAAGAUGUCUGGGCAGCAGUUGAAGAUCUUAAAACCACAGUAUCCAAAGACCCCGAAGACGAUCCAGAAAAAAUAGUGAAGGAGGACUUCCGGAAUGUCGAAGGUUUGCUUUUCGAGAUCAAAUCUCAACUCGAUGAAUUUGUCCUUCCCGACGUUCAAACUCUACCUACCAAGGAUGAUUUUGGGCUGCUCACGACCUUGGUCAACGAGUUCAAAGAAAAAAUGGAAACGGAGAACGAACUUACGGCCCAAGCUUUCGAGGCUCGGAAGAUAGAACACGGCGGUCUUGCGGAGAAGAUAGAAGAUGCCAAAGCGUUGAUAAGUGGUCUCCGGGACGAAAUCAAGGAAAAACUCAUGGAAAGCGAUGAAGGCCUGAAUGACCUCAAAACUAUGGUCUUGAGCUUCAAUGAUGCUGCAGAAAAUCUAGCAAAGGCAGAGAGUAUAAAGGAACUUUCUGACCUGGUAAGUCGCGAAUUCGAACGCUCUCACGGCGACCGCGAAGCUGCCAAGAUGGAGAAAGAGGAGAAGCAUUCCGAGGUCCUGGCGAAGCAAGAAGAAGGCAAGGAUGCUAUUCUGUCGGAAUUGGGCGCCAGAGUAGACGAGAAAUUCAACGAGAUCAUCUCGAAGUAUGAAAGCGCCCAGAUCACUUUAGAGUCUAAGUUUACUGCGGCCGAAGAGAGGGAUGUACAGUCCUUAGAAACAAUGACCAGCACAAAGAGCCUUGCAGAGGAUAUCAAAAUGGUAAUCGGCGGUAUGGGUGAGAAUCUGGCAGAAGCCUGCGAUAGGAUGAGCGAUGACGCGAAAACGUUUUUCGAACGGGUCGACCAGUCAUUUGUAAAGGUGGAUGAGAUGCAUGCUGACGUUAAGACACAGCAUGACGACAUGAAGAGCCAAUUUGAGAAGGCUCUAGCAGCAACAGACCGGUUGGAACGUCACAUUGCGGAUUCGCAUCCCGAAAUCCUCAGCUCUGUCAAGGAAAUUUUAGCAAUCGUUGGCCAACAUUACGAACAUUCGCGUAAGAUGACGGAGGAGCUCAAAACUGACCUCACUGCGCUUCCACUGGCAAUCCCACCGCUUCUUCCUCAGCUGGCAUUGCCUGCUCCCGAAGAACCCAAAGAGGAACCGGUGUACGAGAAGUAUGACGAUUCUGGAGUACAUGAGAAAUUGGACAGCAUUCUGAGCAAAGAGCUACCAGUGUAUGAAAAGUAUGACGACUCCAAGGUGCACGAGAAGUUGGACAAUAUUCUCAGCAAAGAACUGCCGGAAUACGAAAAGUACGACGAUACUCAGUUACAUGAAAAACUGGACGCGCUCUUGCUUAAAGAAAUACCCGAGCCCGAGAAGUACGAUGACUUUCAGGUACAAGAAAAGUUGGAUGCGCUCCUGCUUAAAGAAACCCCUGAACCAGAAAAAUAUGACGAUUCUCAAACGCAAGAGAAGCUGGAUACAUUGUUGAAAGAGACCAGCGCAACCAAUGAAUCCAUUUCCCGGAUCGACAAACUUGAUGAAAUCCACGAGAGACUUGCGAGUAUGGCAAAGGAAGUCAGUGAGCUAAUGGCUACCCAGACUAAGAUAGUGACAGAGGACCACGACAAUAAGCAGAAAGAGGCGAUGGAAACGGCCAUUGCCCUGGAAAAGAGACUGGCUCAGAAAGAAAAGGUUGAAGCAGAAGUGGUCGCGUUAAAUGAAGAAAAGGAGAGGCUGCUUGAAUCGGUUCGCUCGCUGAGGGGAGAUAAUGACGACCUUUCGAAGCAACACGUCAAACUAUCCAAAGAAGUCGCAGGGUUGGAGACGGCGUUACGUAUCCGCCGCGAGGAAGUACAGCUCAUGGAGAGUCGAGCCGAAGACCUUGAACGUCGAAUCGUCGAAGGGGUUUUAGACCACGCACGCAGCCAGCUUCUUAGUCGAUCUCCUGCCGGGGACGGUGUCGGUCCGAAGCGCGUUCCGAGCUCCGCUAGCACUGUAACCCGGAAGAGCGUCACUAGUACUACUAAAGAUAGUGGCAUUCUCGGGAAUGGUGUCAACGUGGCCUUGAAAAGACGGACCGCGAUGAGGUCAAACAUGUCGUCCACCCAGUCCUCAAAUCCUGGAAAUUCAAGACGAAUACUAAGUCUUAGCCAUGUCACGGGCAAUCGUGGGGUGAAGGACCGGCAGUCCCCAGUCCGUCAAAUCCAACUUCGCUUUCCGGAAGGCGUCGUGGGAUACUCGAAGCCUGAUGGAAAACAAAGAAAACGAGAUUGUGAAGGAGGAAGAUGA
Molecule: messenger RNA, 5664 nt
Organism: Uncinocarpus reesii 1704
Lineage: Eukaryota; Fungi; Ascomycota; Eurotiomycetes; Onygenales; Onygenaceae
Exons: 5
Coding region: 1-5664 (1887 amino acids)
Source: RefSeq, a predicted model, not a curated record